AUGGCAGCUGUUUUUGUUCUACUUGGUGAUGCUGGUUUUGAGUUAACCGGGAAGCAUGCAGCCGAGUUAGUCAGCAGCUAUUUUGAGGCUAAUGGAGACCAAGGAGUUACUCAAGAGGUGCCUUUCCCGGAAGCUUUAAUUAGCACUAUCGGUCAGAAACAUAACUUUUGUGUAAAAGUUACACAGCACAACUUAGAUGGCAAGUCUCGAUCUUUGACUGUGACCAAGAUUCUCCCUAUGGAAUCUCCACCAGUCACAGAAGCUUCGGGAGGAAACUACAACCCGACAACCUUGGAGGAAGGAUUUGAGACUGGAACAAAGGUGUGUGAAGCUUCCAAAAUCAGUGGGGAUUCGGCAGAAGGAAGUAAGAGCAAUGGUGACAUGGAUGAGAUGGGCAAAGCAAAACGCCUUAAGCGUGGGGUGUAG
Messenger RNA from Brassica napus (rape), 426 nucleotides. RefSeq lists its product as uncharacterized. Bases 1 to 426 code for a protein of 141 amino acids. The transcript has 3 exons. Lineage: Eukaryota; Viridiplantae; Streptophyta; Magnoliopsida; Brassicales; Brassicaceae. The record is from RefSeq and is a predicted model, not a curated record.